UCUCAGGCAGUUGACUGGGAGUUAAAGCAGUGAAAUACAAACACUACACACAGUUCACACAUUUUUAAGCAUUUUCAAGGUUUUGAAAAUUAGAGAACGUACAGACAAAAGAUGAACAAAAACAGAAACAGAAAUGUUGGCAAGGUGAGCAAAUGGUAUACUCCUGACGAACUGCAUGAGCUAGUUGUUGAGGUCCAUGAGGGAGAUCUUCUUGAGUUUGAUCGUGGCAUAUACAAGCAUUGGGCAGUAUACGUGGGAUACAGGGAAACAUCUUGCUCAGGAAGGAGGAAAGUUCCCAGUGUUGUGCAUAGAUCUAACGAAGCAAUCAAUGGUGGAUUUUCUAAUAGAUCUAUCGCCGUUUCUAACAAAGGAGCGAAUGGUAUAGGAGACGUUAUUUUGCAACAACUUAGCCAUGUUUGUGCUGAAAGCAGUGUUCGAAUCAACAAUAGAUUUGAUAGUGAACGGGAGCCUCUUCCUACUGAAGAGAUAAUAGAGCGAGUAUUAAAGUUAGCCAACGCUAGAAAAACAGAUAUAUCCCGUGAACCCUACAACCUGCUCACAAACAAUUGUGAACACUUUGCUACUAAUAGUAGGAAUGGUACAGCUACCUCACAACAAGUUAAUGAUGUGGUUGAUGGGGUUACAGCAGGUGUGGCUGUUAUAGCUGGUCUGGCAUUGGUUGUUGGAGGAGGGUUAGCCCUGGCUGGUGGAAUGAGAAAAUCCCGUGAUAGAUACUCUGCUGAUUCAGAUUCCGAUUAAUCAUCAAGGAUGAGACUUUAAAGGGACUGUAAACGUAUUUUCAAGUGAUGAUCCAUCUAAAAAGUGUCAUGUCCUAUUUUACUAAUAACAUCGCAUUAUCUAAUCAAGAAUUCAUGAGAUAUCAAUUAUCUUUUCUUUGAAAUUUGAUUUUUUCCAUUUUGGUUUCUCUAUUAAGUGCGCAUUUAUCCUUCAGAAACAAUAUGGAGGAACUUGUCAGAUUCAAACACUUUCUAAUCUUUCUAAUUACAACGACAGUACCUUUAAUGAUGACCUAAAACUUUAAAAUUUUGAACAUCUGAAGAUUGAGUUGAAGAUCAUUCUUAAAUACAUUCUUCUGAUAUUAUGCUAAUUUACCAAACAAUGGCAAAGUAAAAUCAUGUUUAAAAGUCGUCUUCAAUAAUUUGUGUCUCUGAAGUCUCAUCCUUUAAGUGUAAACGUUUAAAUCUAAUAUAAAAAAUAAUAAUUUAAUGGAUUUAUUUUGAUCUGUGAUUAAUUUAGCUAAUUUAAUGGAUGUAUUGUGAUUUGUGAUUAAUUUAGCUAAUUUAAUGGAUGUAUUGUGAUUUGUGAUUACUUUAACUGUAACAUGAGCUAAUUCAUAUCUACAUACAGUGGUCGGCGUUUAUAUCAAUACAAUAAAUACGAAUUUUCUAUUUAAGUUUGAAUUUCUAACAAGA
Messenger RNA from Eurytemora carolleeae, 1433 nucleotides. RefSeq names its product HRAS-like suppressor 2. Gene Ontology annotation, cellular component: cytoplasm. The transcript is spliced from 6 exons. Gene Ontology annotation, molecular function: A2-type glycerophospholipase activity; glycerophospholipid phospholipase A1 activity. The record is from RefSeq and is a predicted model, not a curated record. Gene Ontology annotation, biological process: N-acylphosphatidylethanolamine metabolic process. The coding region runs from base 112 to 759 and encodes 215 amino acids. NCBI's taxonomy places the organism in Eukaryota, Metazoa, Arthropoda, Copepoda, Calanoida, Temoridae.